Setaria italica (foxtail millet) is the source of this 823-nucleotide messenger RNA. Its product is annotated as acylphosphatase. The record is from RefSeq and is a predicted model, not a curated record. The coding region runs from base 213 to 560 and encodes 115 amino acids. The transcript has a single exon. NCBI's taxonomy places the organism in Eukaryota, Viridiplantae, Streptophyta, Magnoliopsida, Poales, Poaceae. Gene Ontology annotation, molecular function: acylphosphatase activity.
UUUUGCCAAGAACUGCAUUAUUCUGUUCAGAAAAUGAGAGCGUUUGGGCCGGCCCGAGUUACAAGUUAGACAAGGCCCAAACCCAAAAGCCUAAAUUCUCCGACCUCCGUCCGCUCCCUAGAUUCCUUCGAGAACGUUCAUUCGGUCGCCGCCGCCGCGCCGCAAACUCCGCCCCCCCCCCCCAAGUCCGAAACCGCACCUCGCCCGGCGACAUGGCAACCUCCGCCCCCGCCGACGCCCCGUCUCCACCCGCUCCUCAGCCGCAGCCCGAGUCCGCACGGAAGGCGGUCCGCGUGGUGGUGAAGGGCCACGUCACGGGGGUGGGGUUCCGCGACUGGACCGCCUCCACGGCCGAGUCCCUCGGCCUCGCCGGCUGGGUCCGCAACCGCCGCGACGGCUCCGUGGAGGCCCUCCUGUCCGGCGAUCCCGCGAAGAUCGAGGACAUGAUAACCCGCCGCUUCCCGGUCGGGCCCCCCGCCUCCACCGUCACCGCCGUCGUCCCAUCCCCGGCCGAGCCCGUCGAUCCGUCCGCCGGGUUCGAGAUCAAGUUCACCGUGUGAUCCACCCGUCCCGCGGCCGGUUCGCGUCUCGCCGCGCGUUCUUGGAUCGGUAUGUACUCCUAGUAAAGAUCAGAAGGUUCACCUAGUACUCCCUAGCUGCUCUGCAAAAGCUCUGCUUGGGGAGUUCAUGUCAAAAUAUUGUGUGUGCAAACCUGUUUCCUACUUCUAGGUGGCUUCUUGUUCUUGAAUAAUGCAUUAAACUAUUGACUUCUAAUGAACUGUCAGAUGUGCCAUGAUUCAAGAUCGAAUUGUUUCUGAAAUUA